Messenger RNA from Microdochium trichocladiopsis, 1298 nucleotides. RefSeq lists its product as uncharacterized. NCBI's taxonomy places the organism in Eukaryota, Fungi, Ascomycota, Sordariomycetes, Xylariales, Microdochiaceae. The coding region runs from base 209 to 1168 and encodes 319 amino acids. The transcript has 3 exons. The record is from RefSeq and is a predicted model, not a curated record.
CGUCGGGACGUCCACGCCAGCUAAUACGAUCUACACGCCUUUCUAGCAAUUCAUUUUCCCAUGCCCACGCGCAAGAGUCGAUUCACCAUGGAAGAGUGAUCUUGAGAUAGAGCCAAACAAUGCCGCCAUCGGGCCUCGCUGGGGUCAGUUCUGGUCAUUCCAACCAUCAGAAGCCGGCGUCAUCUCGUUCCCUAUUAUUGUGGCCACUAUGAUCCUCACCCACCUUCCAAACAAGCAAGGCAUCGAACCGGAGACGCUGAGACAGUAUCCAGAUGCCGACCUGUCAUGGUGUUUUGAUUUCCUUCAUGCACAUUGCCGGCUUGAAGGACCUAAUGAGGACGAAGAGCUCGGGAUACGAGACAUUCAGGACUGGUCGCUUGAAACUUACGGAGACCCAUGGCUGUGCAUGCAUUUCACCAUGCAUGGCUUUGGACAACCAGACGAUAGCACGCCACAAGAGCAUCCUCCUGCAGCAGGUUUGCGGAGGAGCAGACGCCAGAUACACACUCGUUACGCAGGCACGUUUUACGAAUGGCGGACCACAAUCGCCGUCCGUUUGGCGACGACAAAAGACAAGCACGGGAGAGUUGCGGAGUCUACUGAGGACUGCAACGUUGUCGGCUUCACUCUGGAUGACGGGGCGCACGAGCGGUGGGGAUGGCAAGAUGGAGAUUGGAGCGAUAAAACGCUUGUCUGUCCCGACGAGGCUCGCGGUGUUGCCGUGUUUCAGCGACUGCUGUGGCAUAAGUUCUCUUGGUGGCACGGAUCAUGGAAAUGCCUGUUAACCUCAUUGCGCAGAGUUAUGGAUAUAGAGGACGAGCAUUUGGCUACUGAUAAUGAAACUUUCGACCGUCUGAUGCACGACAAUGAUGCAUCUACAAAGUCGAAACAGUAUUUCACGAUUAUGAAGUUGACGAGGACUUUCAGGAGACACAUGGCUGUCACACCCCGGAACCUGGCAAUUAUGAGGGAGUACUGGACUUGUACAUUCCCAGGACACGCUUCAGAUACACCCACCCGUUUCAGCCAGCCCACACAGCAGGCAAUAAACCGGAAUUGGGACAACUUGGAGGCCCAUCUGGCUAAGCUCCACAAGGAUCUCGUUGACGCUACCCGCGAGAUAGAAGCAGAGGCAAGGGAGUCCUGGCGAGACGUAAGCCUCACAUAAAAGCAUUCGAUACAACCCGCUGCUAGUCUUUCGCUUGGCACGAACUCCUUCGAAAUUCUUUCUCUUUUGCCUGAAUUAUAUGCUAACCUGUUUGCGUGGACAAAAGUUGGCAAGCAUGAUGAGACACGAG